Phoenix dactylifera (date palm) is the source of this 4413-nucleotide messenger RNA. RefSeq names its product U-box domain-containing protein kinase family protein. Gene Ontology annotation, biological process: protein phosphorylation; protein ubiquitination. Gene Ontology annotation, molecular function: ATP binding; protein kinase activity; ubiquitin-protein transferase activity. The record is from RefSeq and is a predicted model, not a curated record. Lineage: Eukaryota; Viridiplantae; Streptophyta; Magnoliopsida; Arecales; Arecaceae.
CUUCCUCAUCCCACUUCACCCACCAUCCAAUCUCUCAGCUCUCCGAUUCCUCUCUCUCUUCUCCCUCUUGCUGAACGAAGCACCAAACUCUCCAGUCUCUACUACGAGUAAUAAGAGAGAUUGUUUUAAAGGCGUCCACCCUGGAUUUAUACAUGAACGUCCCUCCCACUUCUUUGCUUCACUUGUUCGAAGACGACUAUUCCUACUACUGUUCCUUCUUCCAGGACGCUAUCCCCAGCCUCCCCGCCCCUUCUCCGCCGUCGGAGAUAGAGAUGCUCAAUAGAAAGCGGAAACGGGUCGAGGAACCGGCCGAAGCGGACCCCAAUCCGCUUGAUGGCAGGAAAGGAUCCAGCUCCUGCCGGGAGAGUGGUGACUCCGACUCUGACACCAUCAAUUCCCACGCCGCCACCUCCUCUGGCGGCGGCGGUGGAGGUCCGUCGCCGCACCACCAACGGCGGCUCUGGGUGAAGGAGCGGUCGCGGGACUGGUGGGACCGGUGCAACCACCCGGACUUCCCGGAGGCUGAGUUCAGGCGGGCCUUCCGGAUGGGUCGCGCCACCUUCGAGUUCCUCUGUGAAGAGCUCGGCGCCGCCGUGGCCAAGGAGGACACGACGCUCCGGGCGGCGAUCCCGGUCCGGCAGCGCAUCGCUGUAUGCGUCUCCCGGCUCGCCACCGGCGACCCCCUCCGCGUCGUGUCCAAGCGCUUCGGCCUCGGCAUCUCCACCUGCCACAAGCUCGUCCUCGAGGUCUGCUCCGCCAUCAAGACCGUCCUCAUGCCCAAAUUCCUCCAGUGGCCGGACCCCGCCGCCGCCGCCGCCGCAGCCCGCCGCUUCGAGGCCCUCGCCGGGAUCCCCAACGUGGUCGGAUCCAUGUACACCACUCACAUCCCCAUCAUCGCCCCCAAGGUAAACGUCGCCGCCUAUUUCAACCACCGCCACACCGAGCGCAACCAGAAGACCUCCUACUCCAUCACCGUCCAGGGGGUGGUGGACCCCGACGGCGUCUUCACCGACGUCUGCAUCGGAUGGCCGGGGUCGCUGCCCGACGACCAGGUGCUCGAGAAGUCGGCGCUCUACCAGCGAGGAAGCGGCGGCCUGUUGCAGAACCAGUGGAUCGUCGGCGGCGCCGGAUACCCUCUCAUGGACUGGGUGCUGGUGCCCUACGCCCAAAAGAACCUGACUUGGACCCAGCACGCCUUCAAUGAGAAGGUUGGGGAGGUCCAGAGGGUGGCGAAGGAGGCUUUCGCGAGGCUGAAGGGGCGGUGGGGCUGCUUGCAGAAGAGGACUGAGGUAAAGCUCCCAGAUUUGCCGGUGGUGCUCGGGGCUUGCUGCGUUCUUCAUAACAUAUGUGAGAUGAGGAAGGAGAAGUUGGAACCGCAGCUGAGUUAUGAGCUGGUGGACGACGAGAUGCUGCCUGAGAAUGGCCUCCGAUCGGUGAGUGCGAUGCAGGCUAGGGAUAACAUUGCUCAUAAUUUGUUGCAUCAUGGCCUUGCUGGCACGGCCUUCUUGUAUAUAAGUUUUGUUAUUGAAAGUAAGAGGCACAUUUUGUGCCUAAAACAGGGUGCUGCAUUGUAUCGCAUCUUUAAGGUUGUCGAGGUGUACAGUGAUUACGUGGAGCUCCUCCUUCACAAAGGUGGUGACAUCGCAUUGACACUCAGGCAGCGGCGGCGGAUGGCGGGCGUCGCCGGCGAUGCCGCCGCGACGGUGGCCAUCGCUGUGUGCGGCGGCGGCAAGAGCCGCCGUGCGGUCCGCUGGGCGGCGGCGAACCUCGUCCCGCACGCCCACAGUGUCCUCCUCCUCCACGUGAUCUCCCCCGUCUCCUACAUCCCCUCCCCCUCCGGAAAGCGUGUCCCAAUUGAGCGAAUGGAGCGCGAGGUGGUGGAGAUGUACAUCAGUGAUCUCAAGUUGAAGUCCCAAGAAGUCUUCGUCCCGUUUAAGAGGCUCUGCGGCACCAAAAAUGUUGAGACUUUGGUGUUGGAUGGAGAGAAUCCUGCGGCCGCUCUACUGAGAUAUGUUUCAGAUUCGGGCACCAAGAAUUUGGUGUUGGGAUCCUCUGCCAUUAGUUGGAUCAGAAGGAUUAUAAAGGACCCAAAUGUGCCGACUAUUAUCCUGAAAUCUGCCCCAAAUUCUUGCAAUAUUUUUGUCGUGUCACGGCGGAAGCUCACUAUGAAACUUGCUUAUCAAUCAGUCAACGAUGGGCUAAGUACUAGUAUGCUAAUACAAACAACUAGUCACAAAUCAUUUGAUCGAAUGAGAAUGAACAAUACUUUUGAUAAGCAAUCUAUACUUAGUUCGGAAAGUAAUGGAAUAUCCCAUAUAUCAGCACAGAUAGAUGUUGGUUCACACUCUCAAGCCCGCAGCAAUAGCAGCUCUUCUACUAAUGCUCGCCAAAAUUCAGAAAAAGCACCAUUAUUACCUUGUACUGGAGGUCAGGGAAACUUGGAUAACAAUACCCAAACAUGGAGGAAAUAUGAUGUUAUGGCUUCUUUCAAAGGCAUUCCUUUUGUGAUUUCGCACUCCACAAAAGAGUCCGAAGCUCCAGCUGAAGUAGUAAAGUUGAGGAAAGAGUUACAGAAUACUCUUGCAAUGUACAACCGAGCAUGUGAAGAUCUGGUCCAUGCUAAGAAAAAGGUCCACUUGCUUUCUGCUGAAUGCUCUGAGGAGGCAAAGAAAGUGAAAGAUGCGCUAGAGAGAGAGGAAACAUUAAAACAGAUUGCAGCAGAAGAGAAGGCCAAGCAUUCGGAAGUCAUUAAAGAAGUUGAGGAAGCAAGACAAUUACUUGCAAAAGAGGCUUUGGACAGACAUAAAGCAGAAAUUGUUGCCAGCAAUAUGUCGUCAGAGAAAUCAAGAGUAGUGCAUGCCCUUCUUUCAAAUGACAAGAGAUGCCGAAGGUACUCAAGGAAUGAAAUAGAGGUUGCGACUGAUAACUUCUGUGAUGCCAAGAAGAUUGGUGAAGGAAGUUAUGGUGAUGUAUACAAGUGCAACCUUGACCACACCCCAGUGGCUGUCAAGGUUCUUCGGCAGGAUGCAGGUGACAAGAAAGAGGAGUUCCUUAGAGAGGUCGAAAUUCUUAGCCAACUUCGUCAUCCCCAUAUGGUUUUACUGCUUGGAGUCUGCCCUGAGAGUGGGUGUCUUGUAUAUGAAUACAUGGAGAACCGGAGCCUGGAAGAUCAGCUAUUUUACAGGGAGGGCAAACAGCCACUCCCAUGGUUUAUCCGAUUUCGAAUUAUUUUUGAAGUGGCCUGUGGACUUGCUUUUUUACAUGGAACCAAGCCUGAGCCUAUUGUUCACCGUGAUCUGAAACCUGGAAACAUUUUGUUAGAUCGGAAUUAUGUAAGCAAGAUUGGUGAUGUUGGACUGGCAAAACUCUUGCCAGAUAUUGUACCUGAUGGUCUCACAGAAUACAGAGAAACCAUUCUUGCUGGUACACUUUAUUACAUGGAUCCUGAAUAUCAACGAACUGGCACGGUCCGACCAAAGUCAGAUUUGUAUGCUUUGGGAAUCAUUGCCCUUCAAUUGCUGACUGCAAAACAUCCGAAAGGACUUAUUUUAAAUGUAGAGAAUGCAAUUAGAGGAGGUUCUUUCCCUGAUGUUCUUGACAAAUCAAUAUCAGAUUGGCCACUUGUGGAGGCAGAGAAAUUAGCAAAGCUUGCAUUGAAGUGUUCCAGACUAAGAUGCAGGGAUAGGCCAGAUCUUGAGUUGGAGGUUCUGCCAGAACUUGAAGAACUUAUAUAUAUGGCAAAUGUUUGUUUUAAGUUGAGACAGUGCAAUGUUUAUGCACCUAGCCACUAUCUCUGUCCCAUCCUACAGGAAGUAAUGGAUGACCCCUAUGUUGCUGCUGAUGGAUAUACAUAUGAAUGCAGAGCAAUCAAAGCAUGGCUUGGAAAACAUCAGAUAUCUCCUGUUACCAAACUUAAGCUUUCUCAUACCUCCAUACUCCCGAAUCAUUCACUGCGUUCAGCUAUACAAGAAUGGAGGUCCCAUGCAGCAUUCCUAACCUCCUGAAAAGAAGAGACUGCUGGAUGUACUGUAUAUAAUCAUGCUAUAAGCUUAAGAAAAGGCUUUGGAUUAGGAUUUAUAUAGGUGAUGCAGAUGGGAAAUAGUUGAUGUAUGGGGAAAGUGCAUGCCAAAUGCUGCCUCUCUAUAUAGAAAUAUGGAAUAGCCUCUUGCGUCUUGCCUUUUGAGUGGUUAGCACAGACAUAACCAGAAUAUGUUAUUCAUAAAUAGAAACAUGGCAUCUUUCUAAAGUUGUUUGAUUAGCUUCUUGAAAUUGCUCCAGCAAUUGAUAGACUAGGCAAUGUAUGUUGAAAUUUUAGUAUUAAAUGUCAGUGUAACUGAUUGUGCUGCAUUUAUGUGAAAGACAGUUAGAUGAUGCUGCAUCCAUUAGUAAAAUAGUGCUUCAUGAAAUUGCUCA